AUGCUCGGCUGGAUGGCGGCGAUCACUCUCGAGGCAGGGCGGAAGGUCAGCCUGUUUUACCAGCCAAACCCGCUCCCGGCGCCACCGCCCAAGUGGCACGAGCGGGUCCUCCUCGAGCCUGGCUCGGAGACGGCGAUGCAGAAGUGCACGGGCGAGUCCCUGUGCAAUGGGGCCAUGGUCUGGUGGGUGCUCACCCCGGACGGGGACGUGUAUCCGGAGGAGCUGGCGGCGCCGCCGCUGGAGGGUAUCGCGUACUACGACGACGCGGAGGCGGAGAAGGAAUGCAUUCACAUCCCAGGCGACAUCACGAUCUGUUUGGGCGCUUACUGGCUGGUCAAGCGAGGAGCCAAGUGUCUGAUACUGCAGGGGGUGUUGCGGCAGGACACGGGCAUGAUCAAGCUGCUCCGGGAUCAGGAGACCGACGCGAGAGUCAUCCCUGUGAAGUGGAGGUCGGCUCAACAGCGCGGCCGCAACUUCCGCGAGGCCGUCUCGCUCCAGGAGUUCCACGACUUUGGCGACUCGCCGCUGCAAGGUGACGUGAGCCUCCCGUGGCUGCUCACCGAAGUGGCCCAGUCCUCCGAGGGGAUGGUGACGCGCCACCACACCUGGCUAUCGGCUAGCGGCAUCCCGAGCGGCGACCGCAGCAUCCACGAGCACUUCGUGAUCUCCAGGGUCUUCGACCUCGCGAUCGAGCUGGACCAGUUGAACACGAUGACUUUGACCUCUUUCGAGCUGCUCGGGCGGCGCCUGCAGCUCAUCGAGCAGGCCCACGUGUACAACCCCAGCAACCCCGACUACAGCAAUUCGGACGACUUCAUGGGCUGGGGCGUUCAGCGUGGUGCCGCCCUGGUGGCGCCGUCUAUUAAGAAGCGGGCCGCCGACGCAGCUCGAGAUCGGGCAGCGGUCCUGAAGGAGGGUCGCAAGCUCGAGGAGGAGAUCCGCCUCCGGGGGGCCAUGACCAGCUCGCAGGACCCAGUCGCUCCCUCUGGGACUCCGGCGGCUGGGUUCAAGUAUGAGAAGGGGUCCCGCCUACCUGUGCAAGUUCCCCGUGACCUCUUCCCUCUUCCUGAGCUCGAGGUCGAACAUCUUCAAGAUCACAGCGUGAGUCGCUCGGUGCAGCGACGAGUUUUGAAGCGGAGUGCUGUGGAUGCCGAGGUCAAUCGCACGAUCAAGGCCCUCAAUGCUCUCGAUGGCCAUCUGACGCCGUCAUCUUCCCCGCCCUCGCUGUGUCAGCGGGAGGCCAUUCAAUUCAUUCGUUCAGUGCAUGACGCAGCCGAGCCGCCGCAAGGUGACUACGGCUCCGAGGGAGCCGUGCGCGCGCUCCUCGGGACAGACUCCGCGCACGGUGGCGAGUCGACCUUGGUGCAGUCCUACGACCGGAACCUUCUCAGCAUCCCCCACGUGGGGGCGGAGCCCGUCCCUGUUGAGGAGAUGCUGCCGCCGAAGGUUCGCUGUUGUCUCGAGGACCUGAACAACAUUCUGCUCGAUGAUCAAGAGCGGGGCGCCGUGUGUGAAAGGGCGGAUCCCAUCAAACUCUACAUGGAUCCGAAGCUUCGCUACUCCAAGAAGACCUAUUUUCAGUUUGUCCGAGACUGUCAUUCGGCAGGCCUUAUCCGCUGGGCGCCUUUGGUACGUGGACGAGUCACGGUCUUCUGUGUGGCCAAGAAGACGGGCAAGCAGAGGCUCGUGGUGGACUGCCGCGCCACCGACAGGCGCUUCCGGCGGUGCCCUUAUUUGCCUAUGGGUACCGGGUCGAGCUGGGGAGAGAUUCUCCUGGAGGACGACGCCGACCUCUGGGUGAGCCUGUCAGACAUCAAGGACUACUUCUACGCCUGCGGCAUCGACGAUGACCUCUCCAGCUACUUUUGCCUCGACGACGUCCCAGGUUGGCUCGUCUCCGAGCUGGAGGGCAACGACAGCCGCUUUAGCCAUUUCUACGGGCGCGACGCCGUUGCGCCCGCCUUCCGAGUGCUUCCCAUGGGGUUCAGCUGGAGCUUCUAUCUGGCGCAGAUCGUCCACUCCUCCGUCGUCAAGGGGGUGCUUCCGGACACCGCCGGACUGGUACUACAGGAUCGCCGGCCUGGCCCGACGAUCGGCUCCCGCGGCCUCGUGUCGUUGCCUUACUGCGACAACCAUGCCACCGGGGCGGGCUCCCCGGAGCUUGCCGACGGCGCUCGCAUCGCAGUGGCUCGCCAGCUCACGGCCGACGGCUUCGCAGUGCACGAGGAGGAGGACGCCUCCCUCUGGGCCGAGAGCCUCGGCUUCGCCAUCGACGGCUUGACUGGCGAGGUGGGGCCCACCGCCAAGAGGGCCACCCGCCUGGCCGCCGCGGGCCGCUGGCUUGCGCGCCGCCCGAGGAUCACAGGCGUGAUGCUUGAGCGCUUCCUGGGGCAUCGCACUUUCCAGCUCAUGGGCGAGCGCUCGCUGCUGAGUAUCUUUGGCUCGUGCUAUCGCUUUGUCAGGGUGCGUUAUAAGCAGAAGGUCCGCUUGUGGCAGUCAGCCGCGCGGGAGUGUGAGUGGCUGUCAGCUCUAGUCCGUUUUGCUCGUACCAACCUGCGUCGGCCGUGGAGUCCCACGGCCCACAUGUUCGACUCGUCGGAGACAGGCCUUGGGAUCGUCCAGGGCGUUUUCGACGAGAAGCUCAUCGCCGGCACUGGCCAGUACAAUGAGCGGUGGCGUUUCAAGCAGCCUCAUGCGCUCGCGAGGGGCGUGCGUGCGGGAGCUCUCUGGCACUUCCGAGAUGUGAUCGAAAAUGUUGAAACAGUACUCCCUGUCGCACCGCCGCCCCCUCGUCCCUGGAAGAGAAGGCGCGGGUUCCCGGAGGUCCCCACAAAGAUGCUCGAGAAGGACUCCUGGCACACCAUCCUGUCAAAGCCCUGGUUUCGGGACGAGCACAUCACCCUGCUGGAGGCCCGUACUGGGAGAUUGGUUUGCAAGUCUCUUGGGAGGUCUGUUGGGAACCGCAACAAGAAGCACCUCAUCCUCGGGGACUCCAUGGGCUCCAUCUUGGCCUUCUCCAAGGGGCGCAGUGGGGACUAUCGUAUGCUGGGUUGUUGUAGAAGUGUUGCGGCUUACACGGUCGCCCUCAAUUGCAAGUUCAAAUGGCGACUCCCAGCGCCGCCGGAGGGCGUGUUUUCCGUCGUUACAGUAUCGACGAGCUCAUCGAGAUCGGCCGCGCCUCCGGUGGCAAGCCUGCUUCAGCCGCCGAGGGACCACCCUUCGGCGCAGCGGAGUCGCCGUCUGCGGGAGGACCGUGCCAAGGCUCGAAGGGCGAGGCACGCUGUCCCAGCGGGGGGUGUUAUUCCCGGGCCGCUCCUGCUCAAGAGGGGCCCUCACCAGCUCAGUAUCCUGGAGCAGGCGUCGGUGCAGCCCCAGCAGGCGGCCACGCACAGGGCGACCUACGCCGAGUUCGCCAAGUGGGCCGCGAACGAGGGCAUCCCACUGCACUCGGACGAGGACGUGGACGCGGCGGCGGUCGACUACCUGGACGCGAUCUACCUGCAGGGCUACGAGGCGUCAUCGGGGGACAAGCUCCUCGGGGCCCUCAAGUUCAUGAGGAGCGGAGGCCCUCGCCCUCUGGCCCUGCCGCUGACGCGGAUGAGGAGGGCGCUGAGGGGCUUCCGCAAGGCCGCCCCCGGCGCCUCUCGCUUUGGGUUGCCUUGGGAAUGGACGGCCGCCAUUGCGGGGACCUUGCUGGCCACGAAGCGGCGGGAUGCGGCCCUCUGCUUGCUGGCGGCCCACGAUGCGUAUUCCCGACCUGGGGAGAUUACGGACCUGCAGGUUGGGGAUGUAGUGCUGCCUGCGCCCCGCCUCCGGGGCUACCACCGCCUCUGCCUUGUCAUGCGGCCGGAGGAGAGGGGGCAGCCGCGCAAGACGGGGAGCUUCGACGACGCUGUCUCGGUCGAGGACCUGGACGCGCAUAUCUCGUCCCACCUGGUGCAGUUGGCGAGGGGGCGGGACCCGAGCGAGAAGCUGUUCCGCCUGUCGAUCAGCCAGUACAAGGACGCAUUCGAGGACGCCGCCGACCUCGUCGGACUUGCCGCCGAGCAGCUCUGCACUUACCAGGUGAGGCACGGAGGUGCCUCGAGGGAUGCCAUGCUGAAGAGGCGCGACCUCUCCGAGAUCCAGAAGCGCGGGGGCUCGAAGACGUUCAACUCCGUCAGACGCUACGAAAAGUUUGGGAAGGUGCAGCAGGCGAUCAACCGCACGCCGUCGGACACCCUGACCUACAGCCGUCUCGCCGUGCAGUACCUCGACGAGUGGCUCCAUGG
Molecule: messenger RNA, 4271 nt
Organism: Prorocentrum cordatum
Lineage: Eukaryota; Dinophyceae; Prorocentrales; Prorocentraceae
Source: the annotation of a GenBank genome assembly